This is a messenger RNA of Daphnia carinata, 1595 nucleotides long. RefSeq lists its product as uncharacterized. NCBI's taxonomy places the organism in Eukaryota, Metazoa, Arthropoda, Branchiopoda, Diplostraca, Daphniidae. The transcript has 6 exons. The coding region runs from base 1173 to 1595 and encodes 140 amino acids. The record is from RefSeq and is a predicted model, not a curated record.
AUGGAGGUAAACCAAAAAGUCCCAUUUCAUGUAAUGUCUUAAGUGUUGGAUGAAAUUUAAAGACGUAUUAUUGAACAAUAGUACUUAAAAUGCAUCAUAUGGAGCUUAGUUGAAGGUGGCAACAAAAUACGUGAUUUAACUAAGGGAAAAGAACUGGGAAACCAUGCUUGUUAUUCCAUCGUGCUAAACCGUGCAUUUUAUUCACGAUGAAACUGAAAUGGUUUUCAGUGAGGUUGAAAACGAAGAUCACCUGUACAGGCUGCGUGUGAUGAAUCAUGACUACCAUGGAUUCUGUUCUGGACUGCAGUCUUAACCAUUGGCACAAAUCCAUAUCUUGACGUAAGUGACUGGUUCAUUUAAGUCUCCAUUAUCUUUCUAUCUGUUCAUAAAAUUUCUUGUGAAUUUCAGAAAUGACUUAUAUUCCUUAAGUACUAUAUAUGCCAUAGUGAUAUUUUAUGAUUUAGAAUUUAAAUUGUUACCUAAAAGCCUUUUGAUUUUCCAAUUCAAGCAAUGGUGAAUCUUAAAACUAAAUGGGUUUUUAAAUUUUGUUCUUUUCUAUUUUGCUUGAGAUUGUAAUCAAUAGCUAUAAACACUAUUGUAGGAAGUAGAACAGGGUAAACACAGGAAGCAUAAAACCGAAACUGUUUGAAAUCGUGUGCUAAAAGAGGAAAAAUAGUAAUUGCGUAGUUAUCCGUGGUAUAUGCGUGGACCUGUCUCCUCGUGUGAACUUUAACAUCAUCACUGAGUCAUAUCUACAAUUCCAUAGUUAUUUGGCUAUGGAAUUUGAACAUUUGACUGUAAGGGGGUGAAUCACAAAUGUGCUACGUAUUGUGAAACCUAAACUUAAACAGUAAAGAUUUUGAGCGGCAUUGGUAGUUUUUUCGUCAUCGUUUGAGUUGCUUCAGUUUAUGAGUCACCUGUUAUCUAUUUCCAAUAUUUAGAUUGUAUGCUUACAACUCACCUCUAGAUAACAGUUGAGCCUUGUAUAUAUAAGCGUAAUGUACGGAGCCUUCCCUCAUCGACAGGAACGCAUUCAAUUGAUACGGGCUCAUUAGCUUAUCUGGUCGAAAUCGUUGUAUUGUUUUCCUCCCUUAGCACCUUGCUACGUGAUACCUUUUCACAAAUCAAAUUGUUGCUGUUCAAUUUCGUCGUUAUUUUAAUCAAUUUAAACCAUGGAAAAAAUUCUAGCAGCAGCCGACGCAUUUGUGGGUCUUUUGGCAUUUAGCUUGCAGGUAUCAGCGUUGGCGAUUUAUUCCAAUUGGAUUCCAGAUGAUAUCGCUUCAGGCAUUUGGGGAGGAAUCUACCUUGUCGCCUUUGCAGCUCUAUUGGCCAGCAAAACAUUGAAAUCAAGCCAAAUUGUCAUGGGCAUGGCGGUAUUCGCUUCUUUAAUUGGUGCCACGGUAAUAGGAUUGUACUCUUGGAGUAUUGAUGGCUACCAGGGUUUGAUUGCCGACUGUGAAUUGUAUUCUAGCAAUUCAACGUUGACCAAUUCUACAACAGGAGAAAUGUAUCCCGACAUUUUCAGUCCUCUCAAAAUAUCCUCAGACACACUAGGCAUAAAAUUACUCGAUAAUUUUAUUACAAGGCCAGCCUGA